This is a messenger RNA of Oryza sativa Japonica Group (Japanese rice), 2114 nucleotides long. NCBI's taxonomy places the organism in Eukaryota, Viridiplantae, Streptophyta, Magnoliopsida, Poales, Poaceae. The record is from RefSeq and is a predicted model, not a curated record.
CCUCUCCUCUCGCCGCCGCCGCCGCCGCCGGGAUGGCGCUGCGCACGCCGGAGCUGCGCUUCGCCGCCGCGGCGGGGCUCGGGGCGCUCUCGCGCCCAUCCCGCGUCGCGCCGUCCCCGCUCGCCGCGCUGGCGGCGCCGCGCCGGCGCAGGCGCCGCUCCCCGUCGCCCUCCCCCGCGCCCUCCGACUCCGACUCCAACCCCGCCUCCUCCGCCCCCGCGAACGCCGGUGGGGCGGCGGCGGCGGCGGAGGCGCCGGAGUGGAAGAAGGUGAGCGCGAAGCGGUUCGGGAUCAAGGACUCCAUGAUCCCCGACGAGGCCUGGAACGUCCUCCACCGCCUCCGCAGCAGAGGAUAUGAUGUCUACCUGGUUGGUGGUUGUGUUCGAGAUCUCAUAAUGAAGAAAACCCCAAAAGAUUUUGACAUAAUAACCACAGCUGAUCUUAGGCAGGUGAAAGACACUUUCUCAGGAUCAGCUGUUAUAGUAGGAAGGCGGUUCCCAAUAUGUCAUGUAUAUGAGAACAAUUCAAUUGUUGAGGUAUCAAGUUUUAACACUUAUGCACGAGGGUCAACUAGCAAUCAAAUUUACACGUCCAAGAGCCCCCAUUGUAGCAAAAAUGAUUAUAUCCGAUGGAAAAAUUGCCAAGGGAGGGACUUCACUAUAAACGGGUUAAUGUUCAAUCCAUAUGCAGAAAAGAUCUACGACUACUUCGGAGGAAUCGAGGAUAUUAAGAAAGCUAAGGUUCGUACCGUGAUUCCAGCUGGCACAUCAUUCCAGGAGGACUGUGCUCGUAUUCUACGUGCAAUCAGAAUUGCAGCUCGUUUAGGGUUCAACUUUCCAAAAGAAACUGCUUAUUAUGUGCGAACUCUUGCCUGCUCUGUGGCAAGACUUGAUAAGGGAAGAAUACUCAUGGAGAUCAACUAUAUGCUUGCUUAUGGUUCAGCUGAAGCUUCUUUAAGGUUGCUUUGGAGAUUCGGUCUUCUUGAACACCUGCUGCCUUUUCAGGCAGCAUAUUUUUCUUCAACUCGUUUUAAGAGGAAGGAUAAAGGAACUAACAUGCUACUGGUCUUAUUUUCUAAAUUGGAUAAUUUUCUUGCUCCUAACAGGCCAUGCCAUAAUAGUUUGUGGAUAAGUAUUUUAGCACUUCAUGAAGCAUUAGUACGCCAACCGCGUGAUCCUUUAGUGGUAGCUACUUUUGCCCUAGCUCUAUACCUUGGAGGUGAUAUGUCAUUGGCACUAGAUAUUGGAAAAUCAAUCAACCGUCAACAUAAUACCGGAUUUUCAGAGCUAUUAGAACCCCAAGUCUGGGAUGAUAAGCAUUUGGUAGGCGAGGUGCAAAGCCUAGCUGUCUCAAUGCGGCGGGCAUUAACUGAAAUGACUGAUGAAUAUUUUGUUGCAAAUGCUAUGGCAAAAAUUCCUCAGGCACCAUCCUCAGAUCUUGUAUUCAUCCCACUACAAGCCUACCUAAAGGUUCUCAAAUUAAUUGAAUGUGUUCAACAUGGGAAAAAGGAGCAUGGCUAUGAACCGAAGAGAGAUGGAAAUAUUGAUUAUCAUGAUCUAUCUUAUGGUACACCUGCAGAAGUAAGAAAUGUCUUUACACUGGUCGUCUUCAACACAUUAUACCCCUCAAAUACGGAGAAUCAGCAGGAUGUCAGCUCUUGAAGAUGAAACUCUUGGCGUGAUCAUGAAUAAUUCAGGGGUUUGCAGUGGAUAUGCUGCAGCCUACAGGCUGCAGCUUAGACCAAACAUCACAGGGAUGGCCUACUGAAGUAGCUUCCACAUCUUGAAUGGCUUGAGCUCCUUUAUGAAAUCACGGCAGAACAGCAGGUCAAAUUGCUGGAUAUGUUGCUCAGGGUAUUAUCUCAUCUAGCAUGAUGGCUAUGUCAUCGGCCCAAGUGUACGGCAUCAGUCCAGCUUGACAGAGCUUCAGGUUUUUUUUUUUUUGUGGCAUACUUUCUUCUAAGGCUCUUUUUGGUUCCCUAGAAUUUAAAGAAAUGUGUUCCAUUAACAUUUCUACAAGCAUUAUAAUCAAUAGCAAUUGCAUUGUGAAUUAAGGAAGACGAGCCUUAUUUUCAAACUUUUCAAAAUGCUACUAAAUUAUGAAAGUUCUUCAAA